Rattus norvegicus (Norway rat) is the source of this 2726-nucleotide messenger RNA. It is a transcript of the gene Tex47, whose product is annotated as testis expressed 47. The record is from RefSeq and is marked provisional. The transcript has 2 exons. NCBI's taxonomy places the organism in Eukaryota, Metazoa, Chordata, Mammalia, Rodentia, Muridae. Bases 94 to 855 code for a protein of 253 amino acids.
CAAGAGGACCUCAGACCUCAAAGACAGAAAUAAAAGUAACAGUCUGUCACCAGUGAGACUUGUAAUCAUCUAGAAAAAGAAAUAAGAUUCAUCAUGUCUUUCAUCGUCCAUAAUCGGAGGAGCAGCAAAAAGCAAUUUCAAGUGGAUCCUCUACUUAUGCCCAAGGUUCCUCGUAUCAAUUACUUGCACAUCCAGGAAGAGAAGCACAGGCUACAGCUGAAGAAAUUCCUCCUUCACAGGUUGUUUCUAGUGGGCUACAUACAAGCCAACACAGAGAAAAAGGAAAUUUCUGAAUACUAUGAGCAACUGUUUCAGUCAAUUCUGAAACACCAUUUAGGUGAAGUAGUGACAGGACUCUUCCUUAUAUACCCAAGUUCGUUUCUGCACAUCCUGGAGAGCUCCAAUGGCACACUGUUCCGGAUUCUUCUAGAUUACGUUGCCCAUGAAAAGAGCGAAAGAGAAUUUAUGAUCCAAAACAUGAAAAUCAUCGUUGCUUCUCAUAACAUCCCCACGAGGCUGUUCAUGCAGUGGCACAUCUCUAUCAUCAAAGUCCCGGUUUUGUACCUAGAUGACGACACGCAGUCGCAGUCCGUAGAGGAAGUCACCACAGAUUUCCUCACCUUGACUCACAAACUGGCACUCCAUCUUUACAAGACGGUAAAACUGGGUGGUAAAGGGCCAGGUGACAACCUACACCAACUUGCCCCAGAACUCAUUCUCCCAGAAAAAACUAUCAAGUACUUAUGCAAAGCCACAGAAUUCAUGGACCCAGCAUCAUUCUUAAGCAUGUAUAACAGACCCAUACACAUUACCAUGGAUUCUGAUAUUGUGUGGCCGGCUCCUUCCCGUUUCUAGGAUGGGGAGAGAUGAUUUGGGUCUGUCAAAAGUUUGUUUUUUUUUUACUACUUUAGAAACAAAGGAAAUAUCUAAACUUUAAAAAGAACAACAUUGAAGUUAGCACACACUUAGAAUGCUAAUAUUAGAACUAAACAUAGAAAUAUAUCUGCUUGUUGUGGUAUGAAGCUCAAUACAUUUUUUUAAAAAAGUAAAUGGGUUUAAUAAAUUUGUAAGUUCCAUCAUUUUCAUGGGAUACUUUAAAGCAUAGACAGAAGGAAGUUAGCACCAUUUAAGUAUUUCAGUUCUCAUGCACUCAACAGUUAACAAGCAGUCUGUCAUAUGACAGAAGAAAAAUGUUCGGGAUGGAUCAUUUCUAACAGUUAGAGCCUUAAAAUUCUUGCAACCUAAAGUUAUAAUCAAGCACACUAUAUAAAAGUAAUACAGUCUAACAUAUAGGAAGGUAGGUUACAAUGUAAAUAGCAUAGUAAGAAGAGGUAGGUCUUCCAGAACAUAAGUGAAUAAACUGUCAUAGAAAAUGAAGUCUAACUUCUGAAAACGGCCCUGAAGUACCCAUAUUCUGGCCUAUUUGUUUAGUAAUACUGAACUUAUUAGCAAGCGAAACAACACAAGCGUUUUUUGCGAAACAACUGGAAAGUGCGAUCAAGUGUGAUUACUCGAGCACUCCUCUUUACAGCAGACCGUCAGACCUUAGAAACGGUGCAGAGUUCAUGGGCGGCCUUGUUGUCGCCCACUUGAAGAAACUUGUUCUUAAGUGAUUAUAUGUUAACAACACUAUAAGAGAUGAGCGAUGUGUGUGUGCUGUGGCAGGGUGAAUAUGCUCGCAGAAAGUAUUUUCUAGAAGUGAGGCUUAUGGUUCAAAAUUAAAUAUUAGUGUAUACUUAAAAUUAUGCCACAUGAUAUUAUUUUUAAAAGCCUACUCUAAUGCGUCUAAUCCAACAUGCUCUUCUUGUCUUGUGACCUUCAGAUUCCUUCUAUUCCUUUUUUAUGUGGCAGGCUUUGUGCUUAAAAUUACACAGCCUUUUGUGUCUCUUUUAACCAACAGAGUAUGACAGAAAUGAUGCCGUGCAACUCCAAGGCUAAAUGGAAAUGCCAAGUUCCUUGUUUUGUGCAUUUGAACCUGAGCCCUUAGAACCCAGGCACUAGGCUGUGAAUACUUUAAGCAAUUCCCAGAUGACAUCCUCAGCAAGCAACCAGCUGACAGUAAGGCAGCAAGCGCUAGCGCUGAGUAAGACUUGGUGGUCCCUGAUUCUCUGCUUCUAGGGUUUCAAGCAAGACUUCUUGACACUGUAUGGAAAAGCAAUGGACUCUACCUGGAAAUCGGGCUCAAACUAGAGACCUGAGAUGAUUAUGAAUUAUAACACACAUAUAUACAAAUAACUUUCAUCAGUUACUCUUCAUUACUAGAUGUCUACAAGUAAACUCUCACUAGGCGUCCAAUCAUUGCAGUAGUCUGGAUGCCACGACUGUGGUAAAAUCUGUCCAUCACAUUGCUUACCUUAUGUCAUUUAUCAGUCUAUAUCCUGUCCUAAUAUAAGAAAUACUGAUGCAUUAAACUAAUAAAAAUCACUAACAAUCACAAUCAACUACUAAAGUUAUAGAUAUACCGAAAUGGUAACAUUGCUCAUUUACUUAGUUCACUGAGAAUUUUAAAGAUUCAUAAAAUCAGAAUAUCUGUAUGAAAAUAAAAUUUUCAAUAAAACCACAAACACACAGCUCAAUUAUGCAUUCAUUAUAGUAAACAGACUGUAAUGAAUUUGUUCAAAUGAAUUUACUUGUUAUAGUAGUUACUUAAGAGGAUUCAUUUUCCUAUUCUCAAUGUCAUUUUUUAACUCUCACGUCAAGCAAAUAAAGUUUAUAAUCAAAGUGAG